GAGGGGGGCGGGCCCCAAUCCGGUUCCAUCCGGUUCUCCCACCGCCCCCGCGGCGGGUCGCAGCAGACCGUGCGGCGGCGGCUCCGUGACAGGUUCGGCCUCGCACGCGCCUCCCAUCCAGCGCCGCCAAGAUGCCCAAGAGGAAGGUUAACGCGGACGGAGCGGCGAAGGCGGAGCCCAAGCGCCGCUCCGCGAGGCUGUCGGCCAAGCCCGCCCCUGCCAAGGUGGACGCGAAGCCGAAAAAGGCCGCGGGAAAGGAUAAGUCAUCGGAUAAAAAAGUGCAAGCAAAAGGGAAGCGGGGAGCAAAGGGCAAACAAGCUGAAGUGGCCGACCAGCAAACCACGGAUCUGCCCGCAGAGAACGGAGAGACCGAGAACCAGAGUCCAGCCUCUGAAGGAGAAGAGAAAGAAGCCAAGUCCGACUAACCAUCCAUCAUGUCUGUCAGUGUCCCUGCCUCCCUUCUUGUACAAUCCAGAGGAAUAUUUUUAUCGACUAUUUUGUAAAUGCGAGUUUUUUAGUAGCUCUAGAAACAUUUUUAAAAGGUGGGGAGAAAUCCUGCCUCAUCCCAUUUUUUAAGUGU
Molecule: messenger RNA, 580 nt
Organism: Alexandromys fortis (reed vole)
Lineage: Eukaryota; Metazoa; Chordata; Mammalia; Rodentia; Cricetidae
Gene: Hmgn1
Product: high mobility group nucleosome binding domain 1
Exons: 6
Coding region: 132-425 (97 amino acids)
Biological process (GO): chromatin organization
Cellular component (GO): chromatin; nucleus
Molecular function (GO): nucleosomal DNA binding
Source: RefSeq, a predicted model, not a curated record